UCAGGGCGCCAGGUGAGAGGUGAGAGGUGAAAGUGUGCAGUUCCCGGCAGCCUCUGCUCUCGGCCCUUGGCGCGCGUGAGAGAGACAGAGGGAGAGAGAGUCAGCUUCACGGUCGCCGCCAUUACAGACUCAGCCAGUUAUCAGCAUGAGUUUACCAUUGAAUCCAAAACCUUUCCUCAACGGGUUAACUGGCAAACCGGUGAUGGUGAAGUUAAAAUGGGGAAUGGAAUACAAGGGCUAUUUGGUGUCAGUUGAUGGAUAUAUGAAUAUGCAGCUGGCGAACACAGAAGAAUAUAUUGACGGUGCUUUAGCGGGUCACCUUGGCGAAGUCCUAAUAAGGUGUAACAAUGUUCUGUACAUCAGAGGAGUUGAGGAAGAAGAAGAAGAUGGAGAAAUGAGAGAGUAAUUUUCCUUUUAUUUUGAAGAAUAACCAUGUGUACAAUUUUUGAAUACUUUUUUUUUAUGUCCAGCAAUUAAAAUAUGCUGUAUUUGGGGCUGUACUGACUAGGUCAGGGGGUUUGUAUUGUGGUGCAAAGUGUUCAGGACAAAAUGUAAUUUAAUUGUAGACACAACUGUUCUAGUUUGACUCUCUGCACAUGUUCAAAUGUGAAUUUGGAUGUAAGUUGAACUAAUAAAAACUUUUCAAUUGUGUA
This is a messenger RNA of Carcharodon carcharias (great white shark), 653 nucleotides long. It is a transcript of the gene snrpf, whose product is annotated as small nuclear ribonucleoprotein polypeptide F. Gene Ontology annotation, cellular component: U1 snRNP; catalytic step 2 spliceosome. Gene Ontology annotation, molecular function: RNA binding. Lineage: Eukaryota; Metazoa; Chordata; Chondrichthyes; Lamniformes; Lamnidae. The transcript has 4 exons. Gene Ontology annotation, biological process: spliceosomal snRNP assembly; mRNA splicing, via spliceosome. The coding region runs from base 146 to 406 and encodes 86 amino acids. The record is from RefSeq and is a predicted model, not a curated record.